This is a messenger RNA of Fukomys damarensis (Damara mole-rat), 1687 nucleotides long. It is a transcript of the gene Slc25a14, whose product is annotated as solute carrier family 25 member 14. The transcript is spliced from 12 exons. Gene Ontology annotation, cellular component: mitochondrial membrane. Bases 385 to 1257 code for a protein of 290 amino acids. The record is from RefSeq and is a predicted model, not a curated record. NCBI's taxonomy places the organism in Eukaryota, Metazoa, Chordata, Mammalia, Rodentia, Bathyergidae. Gene Ontology annotation, biological process: transmembrane transport; mitochondrial transport.
GGGUUGCGGUUGCGGUGGCGUUUCCGACUGUAGGAGCCUUGGCUUCCCAGUCGUCAGAAGAGCCCGAACAGCCGAGUCCUUUCACUGUCUUUCACUCUUCUGGCGUCGGUGGUUUUACUUCUUGGAUUGAGCCCUGCUUCCUCGACCCCCCGGGAGGACGCCUCCUUCAGGCGCCUCCCUUCUCCCCGAGAACUCGCUCUGACAGCUGAGGAACUGGCAAGAUCCUGCUACCCAGAGGAAAUUUACCCCUAACCUCAAUGCCAACAAGAAUCCUUACCUGCUUUACUCUCCACCAUCCUAAGCCAGUCUUCCUGCCUCAACUGUUUGUCAUCCAUUGUGUGUGCUGCAUCCAUACACCAGAAAAGUUCUACUGUAAGCCAUGAGAUGUCUGGUCUGAAUUGGAAACCCUUUGUAUAUGGCGGCCUUGCCUCUAUUGUUGCUGAGUUUGGAACUUUCCCUGUGGACCUUACCAAAACACGACUUCAAGUACAAGGCCAAAGCAUUGAUGUUCGUUUCAAAGAGAUAAAAUACAGAGGAAUGUUCCAUGCCUUGUUCCGAAUCUAUAAAGAAGAAGGUGUGUUGGCUCUGUACUCAGGCAUUGCUCCUGCUUUACUAAGACAGGCAUCGUAUGGCACCAUUAAAAUUGGGAUUUAUCAAAGCUUGAAACGAUUAUUUGUAGAACGUUUAGAAGAUGAAAAUCUUCUAAUUAAUAUGAUCUGUGGGGUAGUGUCAGGAGUGAUAUCUUCCACUAUAGCCAACCCCACUGAUGUUCUAAAGAUUCGAAUGCAGGCUCAAGGAAGCUUGUUUCAAGGGAGCAUGAUUGGCAGCUUCAUUGAUAUAUAUCAACAAGAGGGCACCAGGGGUCUGUGGAGGGGUGUGGUCCCAACUGCUCAGCGUGCUGCCAUCGUAGUAGGAGUAGAGCUACCAGUCUAUGAUAUCACCAAGAAGCACCUAAUACUGUCAGGAAUGAUGGGUGACACAAUUUUGACUCACUUUGUUUCUAGCUUUACAUGCGGCUUGGCUGGGGCUCUGGCAUCCAAUCCUGUUGAUGUGGUGCGAACUCGCAUGAUGAACCAGAGGGCAAUUGUGGGACAUGUGGACCUCUACAAGGGUACUUUGGAUGGUAUUUUAAAGAUGUGGAAACACGAGGGCUUCUUUGCACUCUAUAAAGGAUUUUGGCCAAACUGGCUUCGACUGGGACCCUGGAACAUCAUUUUUUUUAUUACAUACGAGCAGCUCAAGAGGCUUCAAAUCUAAGAACUGGGUAUGUGAGAGCCCAGCUCAGCCAGCCUUUCUACUACUGUUCUUCGUUACCCUUUUUCGUGUUCUAAUGUAUAUUGACAAAGUUGUGUUUACCGAACCAGUGGUCUCCCAACUCCUCCUGAUCAAAGAACAACAGGAUAUGGUUCAGCUUUGUUCAUGCAUUUGUGUUACCAUGUUAACUUUUCCCUGAGAGGGAGUGUUAACAUUGAAACUCUGGUGCCAGAUUGGUAUCUUCCGUGAAGAUGGAUACUGAUGGGUAACAUUCAAAAUGGCCUUUUUUCCAAAUGUGGGUUAAAUGUAGUUUGUUGGCCCCCAGAUCUGGGUAAGAGCAGAAGAUUUAGGCUGGCACAGUUACUGAAAUGUGUGUUGUAGACCUUGGUUCUCAUUAAAGUAUUUAUUGGCAGAAUCACUUUGACUUUGUCUU